UAAUCAAAACGUAAUCAGCUGAUUAGCAUUAGCUACUGAGUAAAAUUGAGGUUAGUUUUGUUUUUGUGUACACAAUAGGCCUAUUGUACUGAUAUUACAAUAAUAAUGCUGUGGCAAAAAACGUCAAUGCAAUAAUAAUGUGAUAAAGAUAUUCCAACCAUAAUAUUAAUUUCUUGAAAGUGUUUGAUAAUUUUUUCUGAAUUAUUUUAUUAGCCGUCAAGUUUCUAACAUUUGAAAUCAAUAUGACUAACCAGGAGGAAGUUGCUAAACUAGAUCUCUACGAUGGUUUUGAUGGAUCUGUAGAGGGAGACAUGAAUGUUCCCGGUAGUAAUAGAAAGCAAACACUUGGAGAACCAGACUUCAACACACUAGAUGAACCAAUAAGUGACACCAUUAGCAGAGACUUGAGAGCGGUUGGUAUCAAAUUCAAACACGUACUUUUCCCCAGAGAAAAAACAUCUCUUCUAAAAGAAUGGGACUUAUGGGGGCCUCUAUUGCUGUGCACCUUUAUGGCAAUGGUACUACAAGGAUCGGAUUCUUCAAGCUCUAAUGAUGGCGGACCCGAGUUUGCCGAAGUUUUUGUCAUAGUUUGGAUAGGAGCUUUGAUAGUCACUGUCAAUUCCAAACUUCUUGGCGGAAAUAUAUCACUGUUUCAAAGCGUAUGCGUACUGGGAUACUGUCUUCUACCGACUGCAUUGGCUCUAAUUGUAUGCAGAAUAAUAAUGAUGGCUGCAUCAGAACAUUUGUCACUAAUUUUAAGAGUCAUUGUCUCGAUGGUCGGCUUUGCUUGGGCUACAUACGCGUCCGUAUUAUUCCUGGGUGAUAGUCAACCUCCAGGAAGAAAGGCGCUGGCUGUUUAUCCAAUUUUCUUGUUCUAUUUUGUCAUUUCUUGGUUGGUAUUGUCUCAUAGUGUUGAAUAAAUUAUUUAUAUUUAUGUGAUCUGUAAAUAA
Nilaparvata lugens (brown planthopper) is the source of this 950-nucleotide messenger RNA. Its product is annotated as protein YIPF6. Gene Ontology annotation, biological process: endoplasmic reticulum to Golgi vesicle-mediated transport. The transcript is spliced from 7 exons. Bases 243 to 920 code for a protein of 225 amino acids. Gene Ontology annotation, cellular component: trans-Golgi network; membrane. NCBI's taxonomy places the organism in Eukaryota, Metazoa, Arthropoda, Insecta, Hemiptera, Delphacidae. The record is from RefSeq and is a predicted model, not a curated record.